AUGACCAACAUCACCGCCACCACUGCCACUCCUAUCCCUGCGACCAAAGCGGCCGCAAACUCCCUCCCCGCCGAAGAUGCCCCCCUUUUCCCGACCUCUUUGAUCUCCGCCGAAGUGGCCGCUCAGCUGCCCGAGGAUUACACCAUCCGUCCCAUGCGCCGCUCCGAUUACAAGCGGGGCUACCUCGACGUCCUGCGUGUGUUGACCACCGUCGGAGAAAUCACCGAAGAGGACUGGGACAAGCGGUUCGACUGGAUCUCGUCCCGCAACGAUGAAUACUACAUGCUGGUGAUUGUGGACGGAAAGGAUCGCGUGGUCGGCACGGGCAGCUUGAUCGUGGAGCGGAAGUUUAUCCACUCCCUGGGUCUCGUCGGUCACAUCGAAGAUAUUGCCGUGGAGAAGGACCAGCAGGGAAAGAAGCUGGGACUGAGAAUCAUUCAGGCCCUGGAUCACGUUGCUUGCAGUGUGGGUGCUUACAAGACGAUCCUGGACUGCUCGGAAAUCAACGAGGGUUUCUACCAGAAGUGCGGCUUCAAGCGUGCCGGCCUUGAGAUGGCCCACUACUACUGA
Messenger RNA from Aspergillus melleus, 570 nucleotides. It is a transcript of the gene gup1, whose product is annotated as glucosamine 6-phosphate N-acetyltransferase. Gene Ontology annotation, biological process: UDP-N-acetylglucosamine biosynthetic process. The record is from RefSeq and is a predicted model, not a curated record. The transcript has 2 exons. Gene Ontology annotation, molecular function: glucosamine 6-phosphate N-acetyltransferase activity; monosaccharide binding. NCBI's taxonomy places the organism in Eukaryota, Fungi, Ascomycota, Eurotiomycetes, Eurotiales, Aspergillaceae. Gene Ontology annotation, cellular component: endoplasmic reticulum; Golgi apparatus; endoplasmic reticulum-Golgi intermediate compartment. Bases 1 to 570 code for a protein of 189 amino acids.